Messenger RNA from Rasamsonia emersonii CBS 393.64, 1302 nucleotides. RefSeq lists its product as uncharacterized. Bases 1 to 1302 code for a protein of 433 amino acids. NCBI's taxonomy places the organism in Eukaryota, Fungi, Ascomycota, Eurotiomycetes, Eurotiales, Trichocomaceae. The transcript has 10 exons. The record is from RefSeq and is a predicted model, not a curated record.
AUGCUUCGAGUGCGACCAACCCGAAUCUUGCUGACUGACAGAGAGAUUCAAGCCAGUCUUGAGCGGAUUACACUCGAAAGGACUCUCAUCUCAGAAAUCGAGCAGCUUGAAGUUGGCAACCCUCUUGACUUUGAGGACGAUGGACUGUGGUGUGUGCCAUGCCGACAUCACUUGAGUGUAGAGACAUCAGGGUCCGAUGGCAGCUCUUGCGCCGACUGUAUCACUCAAGAGUUGGCCGGCGAGAACGGAUCUGAAUCGACUGCAGACGAUGGAGUUAUGAUGAUAAGCACUGCAGGGAUUUGCAAGUCGAGCUCAGUGACUAUUGAAAACGGCCGGUCCCAAGAUCAGAUGCCGACAGGAACGUUGUCCAGUAACGCCCAAGAAUGGCCGUCACGAGGUCAAAGCUUCGACGCUCGACGAAGUGCCGGUAAAUCUUCGUUUGGAACAGUUGCCCGCAAUUUUGAGUCUACGUGUGGGAAAGGAGAUCCCGGGAAUUCGCUGAAACUCGCGCAUCUAAGAGGAGAUGGACAGUCAUUCUACGCAUCCAUAACCGGCCUCGAUCUGUCAUUACCAAGAACGUCGUUCUCUGUAUCAUAUUUCCCUACUAUAUUUGAACGAACAAGACUCAUCGGGUCCUCAGACAUGGAGGCAGAGAAGGACGAGCUGAGCGAUCUAUUUUCACUCAAAUCCGAAGAUUCCGCGACUAGCUCAUUUUUUGACGGUUCAACCUCAGAAUUGACAGCAUCGAUCGUCCGAAGCGGAUCGAGUUCAAAUGAGACCAAUACUGCGUCAGACUCCUCUGAUACCGAGUCGACUAUAUCGUUGGAUGAUAAUUUCGUGAAGUCUGUUAUUGGGUCAGACAGGGGGAUAGAUGUCCGCGAACGCAUCCUUGAAGAAUCGAUCAUUUUUCGCAAUGCCUUCAAUUCGCUCGUCGCGCAGUUUGGGAACGAGAACGAUACUGCAGAAGACUUUGGAUUGAGCGAGGACAAGGUGUAUUCCUCAAUUUUAGGCAUUGUCUCAUUACCAACCUACCAGUUACCCGUCAUGUGUGUUAGAGACAGUUCUCAAUCUCAGGUUCAGACCGUCGUGUUAAAAUUACAUGUGAUUUCCAGGCAAGGUAUCCGUCACAAUUUAUGUCACGUCUACACCGACUUGUCCAUUACCUGGUGGAACGGGGUUUCCGCAAAAAACAAGGUAUCUAAUUACUAUGCACCCCUUUCACUUGGAAAGUCGAAAUUGAAGCCGAGAAAACAACAUCCAAUUCAAACGAUUUCCAACCAAAUAAAAAAUGAGUCAGGUUAG